UCUCUCUCUACCAUGGAAUACUAUGGCAAGAGAACUUUGUUCAGCUUCAUAGAUGAAGAGAGAAAGACAAUUCAAUCACCAACUCACCUCUCUGGCCUCCAAAUCCAUCAACAAAUAUCAGAACAAGAUGGCCAUUUUAGCCCUCCAAGGCCUUCUACACCCACUUCCACUAUGUAUGCUCUACUCCCACCUCCAAGCCCUGAAUCACCAUGGACUCUGUCUCCUCUCCAAACACCAUCCCCCUCUCUCCUCUACCACUGCAUCGCCUCGCUUCACCGCCAAGAAGGCAACAUCUACUCCAUCACCGUCUCCAAAGGAGUAGUCUACACCGGCUCUGAGAGCCGCCGGAUUCGUGCAUGGCGCCAGCCGGACUGCAUCGAGCGCGGGUACCUCAAGGCGAGCUCCGGCGAAGUCCGGGCCAUCCUAGCUUAUGGUAACAUGGUCUUCACUUCACACAGGGAUCACAAAGUCCGAAUUUGGAACGUCACGAAUUCGGAUAAUUUCAGGUCCAAAAAGGUCACAACCCUACCUAGAAAAAACUCAUUCCUCUUGUUUUCUAGGGCAAGUGGGCACCAACACAAGGAUUGUGUGUCCUGCAUGGCAUAUUACCAUGCAGAAGGGCUUUUGUACACUGGGUCAUGGGACAGAAUAGUCAAGGCGUGGCGAAUGUCCGAUAAUCGGUGCGUGGACUCAUUUUUGGCUCAUGAAGAUAAUGUGAAUGGCCUAGUGGUGAACCAAGAUGAUGGGUGUGUUUUCACAUGCUCAUCUGAUGGUUCAGUCAAGAUUUGGAGGCGAGUAUAUGGACAGAACUCGCAUACUCUCACCAUGACACUUAAGUUCCAGCCGUCGCCUGUCAAUGCACUGGCCUUAAGCACAUCACUGAGGUCUUGCUUCCUCUACUCCGGUUCGUCCGACGGAUUCAUAAACUUUUGGGAAAAAGAGAAGAUGUCUGGUAGGUUUAACCAUGGAGGGUUCUUACAAGGGCAUAGAUUUGCAGUGCUUUGCCUGGUGUCCAUAGAGAAGUUGAUAUUCAGCGGAUCGGAGGACACGACGAUUAGGGUUUGGAGGAGAGAGGAAGGGAGCUGCUUUCAUGAGUGCCUUGCAGUGUUGGAUGCACAUAGAGGGCCAGUGAGGUGUUUGGCUGCUUCAUUGGAGAUAGAGAGGGUUGUGAUGGGUUUUUUGGUUUAUAGUGCAAGUUUGGAUCAGACUUUUAAGGUGUGGAGGGUUAAGGUGUUGCCUGAUGAGAAGAAGGUGUGUUUGGAUGACAGGACUCAUGAAAUGAAGAUGAAGAUCAUGGAGUAUGAAAUGAGUCCUGUGUUAUCUCCUUCAUGGGUAGAGAAGAAACUUCAAGGAAAUAACCACCCUUUUCAUUAGAUUUUAAUGUAGAGAGGGACAGUGCCUGGCAGCAAUUAUUCUUAUUAUUUC
Cornus florida is the source of this 1425-nucleotide messenger RNA. Its product is annotated as protein JINGUBANG-like. NCBI's taxonomy places the organism in Eukaryota, Viridiplantae, Streptophyta, Magnoliopsida, Cornales, Cornaceae. Gene Ontology annotation, molecular function: protein binding. The coding region runs from base 13 to 1374 and encodes 453 amino acids. The transcript has a single exon. The record is from RefSeq and is a predicted model, not a curated record.